AUGCUGGGGUACCAUGUACGUGCAUUGUCGGUACGAAAAUGCCUUGUCUGGAUGAAUUUAGGGAGUGUGAGGAAUGUCAACACCUAUUUGCCUUAUUCAGAAUAUCAUCCAAAUAUCUAUCCUCAAGUGACGGGAGAACUUUGUGAUCCGGAGUUUCCUCCUGAUAGAAGACGUUUAUCUGUUGUCAAUCGACAACCUCAACUACUAAAUAAUAAGCCAACUAAAUAUACAAGACAAAAAAUUGACUGGCGUGGUCCGGAAACUUUAUUUAACAAAUUAAACUAUCAUCAGUACGGAAUACAAAUAAAGUCACAUAGUUGGAUGUGUAUAUUCAAUAACAGGAUAAAUGAUGCUUCCACAUGA
Messenger RNA from Schistosoma spindalis, 363 nucleotides. The record is from the annotation of a GenBank genome assembly. Lineage: Eukaryota; Metazoa; Platyhelminthes; Trematoda; Strigeidida; Schistosomatidae.